CCUUGAUUCUUUGUACAGCAGGAGUGCAUCCAUUUUUAAUUCUCUUUAGUACGUGGUGGGGACUUUAGUAAUUAAGACUAUCCUCAAUAAGCAAACGUGAUUAAGCCAAUCACGUUUCAAGUGAGAGGGACUUGUGAGCUGUUCUUAAAAUGUCAGACAGAAUUAUUAUACGAACUGCAGAAUGAAAUGCUAGCCAAAACCUUCAAUCUAAGACGGGUUUCCGAACUAAAGGCAACUCAGAAGCAGUGGGGAGACGAAGUGGCUAGUAAUUUUGAUCAUUAAAAGAGCAACGUGAGUUAAAGAAAGGAAGAUCUAGAAAUUAGUGCAAGGUGUGAUGUCUGUGUCCGACUCACGGAAGGUUCAAACUCUGCCAAAAAGGAGGAUUAGCUAAGGGCGCCCUGAGGACAUUUAAGUGAUCGGUGGCAGAGAUGGGCCAGGGCACAAGCAGGGUGGAGGCGGACAGCGGCCUCCGAGCCGGCCUGCGGGACGCACCGCGAGGCUCAGCUUUCCGCGGGCGGUGAAAAGCAGGCGGGGAGCCCGAGGCUGAGAAGCGCCGGCGGGAGGAGGCGGGAGCCCCGGGCCGCUUGCGGCUCCUCCCCCGGCGCCUCUGCUAUUUGGGUCAGACGCGAAGGCCGCGCCGCCGGACCUUGGGACCCGCGGACUCCGGGGCUCCAGUCGGCUGUCCCUUCCCGCUCGUCCGCCCGCGGGCCCCGGUUCCUCCGGCUCCGGCCAGAGAAGCCCUCGUCGCGAACCCAGAAAUUAAAAGCCAAGAAAUGCCUCAUUCCACAAAGAAAGAGCUGAUCCUUGGCGUCAUGGUGGGAACUGCCGGAAUCAGCUUGCUGGCCUUAUGGUACCACAAGAUCCGCAAAACAAGAAUAACAAUGAACUUGCCGAAAUUUCUUUCCCUGGGUAAGAAAUUCAAUUCACUAACUUUGCAAGAUGAAACUCACAGUGAACAAGGAGCAUCAGCGGUCUUUCAAAGAAGACAACUUCAGAUCCUGGAAAAGUUGAAUGAAUUACUGACCAACAUGGAAGAACUUAAGGAGGAAAUCAGAUUUCUUAAAGAGACGAUUCCGAAGCUGGAGGAAUAUCUGCAGGAUGAACUCGGAGGGAAAGUAACAGUUCAUAAGAUCAGUCCUCAGCACAGAGCUAGAAAGAAACGGCCGACGACGGCUCCAAGCGCAGCAACAAACAAUAGCUCAGAGGAAGCAGAAAGUGAAGGAGGGUAUAUUACAGCUAACACUGACACAGAAGAGCAGAGUUUCCCUGUCGCUAAGGCUUUCAACACACACGUUGAAGAGCUGAAGCUGGAUGUCCUCCUCCAGAAGGUUGACCGUUUACGGAUAAACGAGGCUAACAAAGAAGAGAGUUUUGAGCUACUGUGUGACCACAAAGAAAAGUUCAGUGAGGAAAUAGAGUUUCUGUGGCGGCUUGCCCGAGCCUAUGGAGACAUGUAUAAACUAUCUACCAAUACACAAGAAAAAAAACAUUAUGCUAAUAUUGGGAAAACACUGGGAGAAAGAGCUAUCACCAGAGCACCCAUGAAUGGACAUUGCCAUCUGUGGUAUGCAGUUCUGUGUGGUUAUGUGUCUGAGUUUGAGGGAUUGCAAAACAAGAUUAACUGUGGACAUCUAUUCAAGGAGCAUCUGGAAAAAGCCAUCCAGCUCUUACCGGAAGAGCCCUUCCUGUACUACCUCAAGGGAAGAUACUGUUACAAUGUCUCAAAACUGAGCUGGAUUGAGAAAAAAAUGGCCGCUACUCUGUUUGGGGAAAUACCAUCUUCGACGGUUCAUGAGGCUUUGCAUAACUUCCUUAAGGCUGAAGAAUUGCAACCUGGCUAUUCUGUGUCCAACUACAUGUUUGUGGCCAAGUGUUACGUUGAUCUCGAGGAAUCUCAGGAUGCAUGGAAAUUUUGUAACUUGGCCUUAUUACUGCCUAUUGUUACCAAAGAGGACAAGGAGUCACAUAAAGAGGUGAAAAAAAUAAUCUCUUCUUUGAAGAGGUAAAUAUAAGAAUUUGUUCUUCAGCCAUCCCAAUACGGUCUUCUAGAGUUUAUCAAAAUUGUAUUUUUAUAAUCCUUUUGUCCUUAAUGUAAAGAUUAUGUGUUCUUAUUUGAUUUGAAAGUAUAAUACUGCCUUCCGCAGCCGCUGCACCGCAAAACAAAUCAUGAUGUUUGGAAACAGUAUUUAAUGUUAGUAUGUCACAAUCCCUAAACAUGUAUGCUUCAUUUUUUUUAUGUCAAUAAACUACAGUCUUUAGAAUAUUUGUGUAACAAAUACUUAAACAGUCUAAUAAACUGCACCCCAGUGAAUAUAAUCAUUGUGUCAAUAGAAUUUAUAAAAUAAAAUAAUUUCACUCGUAAGGAUGAAAACGUAGACACUGGGCACAGUUGGUAGAAAAGGAAGAACAAAAGAAGUAUAGCUAGUAAUCAGAGAAUUGUAAAUAAAAUUACAAUAAAAUACUGUUUACUA
Microtus ochrogaster (prairie vole) is the source of this 2471-nucleotide messenger RNA. RefSeq names its product regulator of microtubule dynamics 2 (gene Rmdn2). Gene Ontology annotation, cellular component: spindle microtubule; cytoplasm; mitotic spindle pole. NCBI's taxonomy places the organism in Eukaryota, Metazoa, Chordata, Mammalia, Rodentia, Cricetidae. The record is from RefSeq and is a predicted model, not a curated record. Gene Ontology annotation, molecular function: microtubule binding.